UGAAAAGAAAAGGUUAUAGUGAUUUUGCGCUGCGUCGCGGUUCAGUGAAAUUGUGAAUUUUCUAAAGGAAAAACCAAGAAAAAGUCCUAAUAAGUGUGUAAAAAGCACAAAAACGUGUUAAAAGGCAUUGCCAAAAUUCGUAAAAGUGCGCGAAAUUCUUUUAAAGGUUCAAAAUAGGAAAAUUAUACAUACCACCCCCAGUGAAAAGUUGUGAAAACACAGCCAUACAAACACCAAGUGAAAAAGCGGAAAGCUUUUUGCAGUGUAAAAAGGCAAUACAAUCAAAUUUAGUGCAAACAAAUAAAACUAAAGCAAGCAAAUAUUUGUGAAGAUAAACACCGAACAAAACUGCUAGGCCUUCCCUUUUUAUCUCAUAACAUUAUUUAUUAAGCACCUUCAGUAAAAGCGUCAAGACGCCGCCAACAGCGCCAGCCUCACCCCCCGCGGAGCAUACGUGCGUGAUGCGUGACCUCGGCACCAAAAUGGCCGAGCUGAAAUUCGAGGCUCCAUUAGCUAAAUUCGAGGAGACUGAUGAAUGGGGCGGUUGUGACUUCAUUACCAAUCAAAAUACGAUUAAUGAUACAUUGAAUUUGAAUCUGAAAGAUUCCUCGUUGAAGCAGGAAAACAAGAUGCGCCUACUUGAAGAGGCUGUGCGUGAUGCACAUGUGAGCCGGAAUGGCGUGCUCAUGGCGAACGGCACUAAUGCUGAUAAGGCUGAUGGCGGUGCAAUAAGUCCCAAUUGUAAUUCCUUAUUGGCCGCUGAAUUGGGAUUGGAUGUUGGUUUGGCGCCCGGUGAUGAUGGUUGCGAUAAACGUUCCACCGUUGGUGAUACCGUUGAUAACUUUGCUGAGACAUUCGGCGGUAGUCUUGAGGAUUUAGUUAAUACAUUUGAUGAAAAAAUAACCAAAUGUUUCGGAAAUUUCGAAGAGAAUAUUGAGGAUUUGGCACCGGUGCAAGUUCGCAGCCAAGAGGAAAUCAUGAAUGAAUGCCAAAUGUGGUGGACCAUCACUGGCAACUUUGGCAAUAUACUGCCUAUCGAUUGGUCGAAAUCAUUCACACGCCAAAUGCACAUGCCCACAUUGAAUUUGGGCCAAAAUCAGCUUGGUGCCGGUAAUGGCAGUGCUGGUAAUUCGCUUGAUGCCACCACACCGGGUGAUGAAUUGACCAGCGAGGAUGAGGCUGUAGCCAAUGAUCUCGAUAUGCAUGCAUUGAUAUUGAACGGGCUGAAUUCGGAGCAUGAGGAACCCAUUAAAACGGUUGAGGAGGUAAUCAAAGAGAUUGAUGAUAUUAUGGACGAGGCUGAGAGUCCAUUGGAUGAAGCAGAGACCUGUGAAUCGGAAGUGAUAGAGAAAGCUAGAGAGGUGUUGGGUGCGCCAUUGUAUGCGGAGAAAUUGCAAUAUUUAUCGAUAUCACAAUUGAAUGAGCUCUACAUGGAAAUGGAAAUGCUCAUACAGGAACUCAGCGAGACACUAAUCAAUGAAUUGGCGUUGCGCGACGAGCUCGAAUAUGAGAAAGAGCUGAAGAACUCGUUCAUUUCAUUGUUGCUGGCGGUACAGAAUAAACGUCGACAGUAUCAUGUGGAGAAGAAGCGUGGAAAAUUGCAAGGACCGGAGCCAAAGUAUCUGACCACUGUCAUACCUUACCACAUGGAGAAUGGCACACCAAACAACCAGUCCUUGCAAGUGCUAAUCAAAAUACUAAAAGCAAUCAAUGAGGACAGUCCAACCGUACCCGCGCUGCUAACGGACUACAUACUGAAAGUACUCUGCCCCACAUAAAUAUGCACUGCAUGUGAGCAGUCAGCUGAGUUGUUAGGUGUUUUAGUACGUAAUUGCAGUCGAUACAUUUAGAACAAAAAAGAAUACAAAAUACAACAAAAAAAAGAAUAGAAAACUCAUAUACAUUGAGUAAAGAAGAGAAGCUAAUUUAAAUGAACAAUUCUAAGUUAUAUAAAAAAUAUAUUUCUUAUUAAUGUUUUUCUAUUUUUAGUUACUAAUUAAAAGCAAAAACUAAAACAUGCGAGUAAUAAUAAUGCAUAAACAUAGAAGAUUUUAAUUAAAAACGUAACGAGUACCAUAUAUAUGUAUGAGUGUAUAGUUUAUAGACCGUUAUUUUUGCCGGCAUUAACGAGCGCUAACAAUAUCGAAGCGUGCGGGUUAUUUAGUGCUCUUGGAAAGCGAGAGUUUUCAAUAUGCAAAAAAAUUGUUUGUACACCCGAAAGGAUAAUGCAUGAAUUUCGACGGAAAUAUAUUCAUAAGCAGGCGUGAAAUUAAUGAAAAAUUGUACAAUUGGGAAAAGUUAUUUAAAUUUAAGAUAACUGCUAUGCAAAUUAAAUGCGCAUUGCAAAAUCUGCGCGCUGAAGAGCUAGUGAAUUUCAUUUAACCUAAACUGCCUACAAUCAAUAAUAAUUUAUUUAGGUCUUUUGGUAGAAAUAAUAAUUGUUGGAGCGUAAAAAUUAAUUUGUAUCGCAGAAAGGAUAUUAAAGCCAUAUAAAAUAAUUUUCUGUGCAAGAUUUUAAAGCUAUAUUCGAUACUUUUUUGUUAAAAUUAUUAAAAGCAGCAAACUUGCACGUUGCUUGGCUGUUAAUUUUUUCCACAAUAGUUUUAAAUUGCUUCAAAAUAUUCGUAAACACAACAAAGUGUUAAAGUAAAAUCAGUAAAAUACAAAAAAAAAACUCUUUAUAACAAAAUCAUUGAAAUUCUUUUGCAAUGAGCACAAAAAUAAAAAUACAGCUUCGAUAUUAUUUGCUCACGUAUGUAUGAAUACAUACAUAUAUCGCAUGUCAAAAAUAUUUUGCGUAAAGCAUGCAUGUAAGGUAUGCAUGUACAUAUUAAUGCCGCAAAAAUUAUUUAUAAAAACAACUUACAUCCAUAAUUUUGUAAAGCUUAAUGUAAUUAAUUGUAAUUUAUUAUUUUAUAAAAUCAAUUAGCUGUGUUGCUUUGCGUGUAAGUCAAAAAACAUUAAAAUAACAGUUAUUUGAAAAAUGCAUAAUUAUAAACCUACUUAGAUAUAUACAAACAUAUGCAUAUACAGUGUGUAUUGUGUGCAUUUGCGCAAAAAAAGCGAAGACAAAAUACAAAACUUGCAUUUUUUGCACACUUUUCUUUAAUAUUACAAGCGUUUAUUAGCCGAAUUUAUUCCUUGUGUACUCAUACUGCCUUGUAAGAAAAAUGUGUAAUUUUGAAAGCAUUUGCAAUUUUUUUCUUCUAAGUUGUUACCAUAUAUGUACAUAUGUAUGUACAU
Bactrocera tryoni is the source of this 3243-nucleotide messenger RNA. RefSeq names its product fasciculation and elongation protein zeta-2 (gene Unc-76). The record is from RefSeq and is a predicted model, not a curated record. The transcript has 5 exons. Gene Ontology annotation, cellular component: cytoplasm; axon. Lineage: Eukaryota; Metazoa; Arthropoda; Insecta; Diptera; Tephritidae. The coding region runs from base 462 to 1778 and encodes 438 amino acids.